Molecule: messenger RNA, 333 nt
Organism: Hirsutella rhossiliensis
Lineage: Eukaryota; Fungi; Ascomycota; Sordariomycetes; Hypocreales; Ophiocordycipitaceae
Product: transcription factor s-II (TFIIS) domain-containing protein
Exons: 2
Coding region: 1-333 (110 amino acids)
Biological process (GO): DNA-templated transcription; termination of RNA polymerase III transcription
Cellular component (GO): RNA polymerase III complex
Molecular function (GO): nucleic acid binding; DNA-directed RNA polymerase activity; zinc ion binding
Source: RefSeq, a predicted model, not a curated record
AUGCUUCUCUUCUGCCCGCACUGCGCCAACAUCCUCACCGUCUCCCUCACCAACCAACGCACCAACCGCCUCGAGUGCCGCACAUGUCCCUUUGAACACACAAUCACCGAGCCCAUCUUCUCGCGGCGCCUCUUUGAGCGCAAGGAAAAGGAGGACGUCUUUGGCGGGCCCGGCGCGUGGGACAAUGCGCAAAAGGGCCGCGUGCAGUGCCCCGGCGACGGGUGCGACGGCGACGAGGCUGCCUUUUUCCAGGUCCAGAUCCGCAGUGCCGACGAGCCCAUGACGAGUUUCUACAAGUGCAUGACCUGCGGCAACCGAUGGCGCGAGAAUUAG